Panicum hallii is the source of this 1983-nucleotide messenger RNA. RefSeq lists its product as uncharacterized. Gene Ontology annotation, molecular function: endonuclease activity. Gene Ontology annotation, cellular component: preribosome, large subunit precursor; Las1 complex. The transcript has 8 exons. Bases 53 to 1861 code for a protein of 602 amino acids. The record is from RefSeq and is a predicted model, not a curated record. Gene Ontology annotation, biological process: maturation of LSU-rRNA; maturation of 5.8S rRNA. NCBI's taxonomy places the organism in Eukaryota, Viridiplantae, Streptophyta, Magnoliopsida, Poales, Poaceae.
UUGCACGGUGACGGGUUUUGUAGGGUUCAGACUCCCGCUUGUCUCGCCUCCCAUGGCGGCGGCGGAAGCGGCGCCGGCGCCCGAAGCGAGCGGCUUCUGUACUGGCUCCGGCGGCCUCUCCACCGGCCGGAAGCUGGUGCCGUGGUCGAGCUGGGCGGAAUGGCGCUUCGUGCGCGACGGCCUCUUCUCCCCCUUCCCCGCCGCCGCUCUUCGCAGGAUUGCGACGUGGCGGAGCAGGGGCUCCGUCCUGAUCCCCGUGGACGUUACCGCUGCCUUCGUCGAGAUACGUCUGCGGGAUCCCUUCUUCCGGAGCGGAUUGGCUGGUGAUGAUGCCAUGGAGUCAGAGGAGAUGCUCGCGAUGCUGUACAGUAUGGCAAUCAUGAGGCUUGUAAAUGGUUUUGUGGAGAACCAACAUAAGAAAACUGGCCGUUCCAUAUCUGAACUAGCUGAGGCUGUUGGAAUACCACGAGUUCUGGUGGACAUUCGCCAUGAAAGUUCCCAUCGCAACCUUCCCUCCCUGCGACUGUUACGCCUGGCAAGUAUUAAGGCAUUUGAUUGGUUGAAGUGUAUUUACUGGGAUCGCCAAACUAAUUCAAUUCCUGAUGUUGAAGUGGAACUGAAGUUGAGAUUGCAUGAGAUUGCUUCCUUUUUGAAGGAGAAUGAUUCAAAAGAAUCAAAAUCAGGUUCCAAAAGGAAACGUUCUGAGAAACUGAUAGUCAAAGCCAUAAAGUAUGCUCGACGGCUAUACUAUGCUUAUCCCUUUGAGGUUGUCUCUGUUCUACUGGAUCUUAUGCAACUGGAUGCUCCAGAGUCCCCUGAAAGCAGUGACAUGCAAGAAAUUCAUAGUUUGGGUGUUUAUCACUCAUCUGACACUCAAAUAUCAAACAGUGAUAUGAAAACUAUCAUAGUGAAACUUUCAGAGAAAGAACCAAGAUUGUUGCUUAGUGUACUGAAGUCAGUAAUUGAAAUGAUUGAAGCCAAGGAAGAACUCACAAACAAAGGUGAAUCUUAUGAAUUUCUACCAGUUGGGCCAUUUAAAGUGAAAAGGCUAUGUUCCUUGGUUCUAUGGCUUGUCACAAGCAUAAAAGAGCUUAAGGAUUCAGGCUACAUUGGGCUUGUUCAUGAGAUAGGAGUACUUUCUUCAGACAAGAAUGCAGUUCCUUGUUUUUGCCUCGCAAAACUUCUACGGAAGUUACUGAAUCUAUCCAUUACAGGUGAAAGAUGUAUGAUAGAUGCAGCGCUGCUGUUGAUUGAGAUGGUCAACGGUAACAGUGUGAAGGAGAAAUUGAGGAAACUUCCUGUGUUAUCUUUGCCUAGGUUGGUUAAAGUUUCUUCCCUCCCACAAUCAAGAACCAUAUGCAACGAACAGGGAUCACUUGAAAAGGCAACAGAGACGUUGGAAAUGUUCAAGUUACAGUUGAAGAGGCAGAAGAAUGCAUGCUUAACGGAAACUGGCACCACUGCAGGACCAUUCAACACAAGCACACCAGAGAAACAUAAUAGAUGGUCUGUAGCAAAGUCAUGGACUCCCUGUCCGAUAGGAACAAUACCCUGCUCAUUUAGUUCAUGUGCUGUUCUUCCUGCCUUUGAUGCUGUGGAUCAUGGAUUGGAGGUUGCCACAUCAGAACAGCAUGGAACUUUUGAUGAGGUUGAUCAUUCUGAAAGGUUUGAAUCCCAGUCUGAUGAGUUGGAUGAUGGAAGCAUUCUGAAAAUAUCAAGAUCAUCACCAGAAUAUGAUAUUUCAGAUAUGCCAGAAUCGACCUCUCCUUUGAAGGGUAGAUUACUGGUUGGUGGUGUUUGGAAAAAGGUGUCUGAAGAGGAGUUACUCUUGAUAAAAUCAAAAAUGAAAUUGUUGUUGUAAUAUCAUCUAGUUAGAUUUGUCUCUCAAUAGUCAAUUUUGUUUUGAGACAAAUGAUAGUGCUGCCUUGGAGCCGAGGAAACAGUGCCCUUCCCCCCAUAUUUGUUCAGUUUCUGCAGUAUUUA